Lolium rigidum is the source of this 1726-nucleotide messenger RNA. Its product is annotated as protein HLB1-like. The transcript has 14 exons. NCBI's taxonomy places the organism in Eukaryota, Viridiplantae, Streptophyta, Magnoliopsida, Poales, Poaceae. The record is from RefSeq and is a predicted model, not a curated record. Gene Ontology annotation, molecular function: protein binding. The coding region runs from base 16 to 1470 and encodes 484 amino acids.
CGCCCCGAGCACCAGAUGCCAGACAUGGAGGAGUCCGCGCAGCCGACGCCCGCCGACCCCUCCGACCCGGAGCUCCCCAACGGCGCGCCCGAGCCCGAGCCCGUUGCCGACGCGCCCGCGUCCACGCCGGAGGAGGUGGCGGUGGAGGAGGAGGUUCCGGCGAGAUCGGCGCCGUCCGAGGGCGCGGGGACGAAUGCGGACGGCUGGCGGCCCUACACCAUGGGCGAGCUCCUCGGGGAGGCCGCGGAGGCCGCCGCCGCCGGGAGAUCCGAGUACGCGGACGGGAAUGGGACUGGAUCCGCCACCCCCGAGCGCUCCAGCCAAGACAACCUGCAGCUGUCAUCCCAUCACGACGUUGCCAUGGACUUGAUAAAUAGUGUCACUGGAGUUGAUGAGGAAGGUCGCUCUCGGCAACGUAUUCUUACCUUUGCAGCCAAAAGGUAUAUAAGUGCUAUUGAAAGAAAUCCAGAAGACCCUGAUGCGUAUUAUAACUGGGCUCUCGUCCUCCAGGAAAGUGCAGACAAUGUGGAUCCUGACUCCGAUUCUUCGAAAGAUUCAUUACUUGAGGAGGCUUGCAAGAAGUAUGCAGAAGCUACACGACUUUGCCCAACAUUGUAUGAUGCAUAUUACAACUGGGCUAUUGCUAUUGCUGAUCGGGCCAAAAUGCGCGGGCGUACCAAAGAGGCUGAAGAACUCUGGCAACAGGCUAUAAUGAACUACGACAAGGCAGUCCAGUUAAGUUGGAAUAGCCCACAGGCUCUCAACAAUUGGGGCCUUGGACUACAGGAAUUGAGUGCAAUUGUUCCUGCUAAGGAUAAACAAAAAAUCAUCAAAACAGCUAUAAGUAAGUUUCGUUCUGCCAUCCAGUUGCAGUUCGACUUCCACCGGGCUAUUUACAAUCUGGGAACUGUGCUGUAUGGCUUGGCAGAGGAUACCUCAAGGUCUGGGGGCGCAGAUAACUCUCCUAGUGACCUGUAUAGUCAGUCUGCUAUUUAUGUCGCAGCUGCUCAUGCAUUGAAGCCAAAUUAUUCGGUUUAUCGCAGUGCUCUACGGUUAGUCCGCUCAAUGCUACCUUUGCCAUAUUUGAAAGUGGGAUAUCUGACUGCUCCUCCAGCAGACGACCCCAUUGCACCACAUAAACUGUGGGAGAGAUCACAGUUUAUCCUAAACCAUGAGGAACUCCAGCAGGUCAACACCUCUGAAAGCGCUCCUGCCAAAUCGAAUGGGCUUGUGGAGAAAACCAAAAGAUUUAUCAAAGUUGAUGUUGCAGAUAUAGUUUCAGUGUCUACAUGCUCAGAUCUUACUCUACCGCCUGGUGCUGGCCUUUGUAUAAACACAACUCAUGGGCCUGUGUUCUUGGUUGCUGAGAGCUGGGAGUCCCUUGAUGGUUGGCUAGACGCUAUACGCCUCGUGUACACCAUAUUUGCUAGAGGGAGGAGUGAUGUCCUGGCAGGCAUCAUCACCGGCUGAUGGUCUUUUUGUUGUAUGUGUGACUGGGUAGAGCAACAUAUAUCAUGUAUUCUUGUCAAUUCAACCCCCUACACUUGAUUUUCAUGUAUCCCCUUGACUGCUCCGAUGUGUAUUAUUUCACAGCUUGUGUAGAGUGCGGUAUUUACCGUCUAAUUAUAGGCUCCAUACCCAUUUUGUAUUGUAAAACAUACACACGCUACUCAAGUAGCCUUCCAGAUCAAAUGGCUGUAUGCCUGUAUCUACUGCCAUUUGUUUC